Molecule: messenger RNA, 324 nt
Organism: Clunio marinus
Lineage: Eukaryota; Metazoa; Arthropoda; Insecta; Diptera; Chironomidae
Source: the annotation of a GenBank genome assembly
AUGUUUAUCUUAAUCUUCAGCAUUUGGCUUAAUAUUUGCAACGUGAUGAUUUGUAAAUUUUUAACAUCCACCAUUGAAGUUCGAACAAAUCCCAAAAAAGCAACGAAGGAAAAGAGUUUCGUUUCCCUUGUUUAUUCAAUCACCCAAAAACGAGCUCGACAAAUCUCGCUGCUUCAUCAUGCACUUACCUUAAUUCUACUUGAGAAACAUACAUUUCCUCGAGCUUCGGCCUUUUGCUGUUUAUUAAUUGUUGUUUGCUUAAGACUUUAUAAAUUAAAAAAUAUAUUAAAACUUUUAGGUUUUAUUCAUAGAAAUCUCUACUAA